Molecule: messenger RNA, 2587 nt
Organism: Clarias gariepinus (North African catfish)
Lineage: Eukaryota; Metazoa; Chordata; Actinopteri; Siluriformes; Clariidae
Gene: tlcd4a
Product: TLC domain containing 4a
Exons: 7
Coding region: 298-1086 (262 amino acids)
Biological process (GO): lipid homeostasis
Cellular component (GO): endoplasmic reticulum; membrane
Source: RefSeq, a predicted model, not a curated record
GCCCUGCAGUAACCCUCUCCUGUUCUGCGCAUCAGGUUUGCAGCAUCCUGAUUUAGCAAUGCUCCAUCUCUGCUAUGCUCAGUCAAACAAGUUUUACCGCGCAUGCCAUUAAACAGCGGAUAACCGACCUCAGAUGCUGGAGGGCGGACAGUGUUGCUGCUGAGGGAGCGGACUGGACAGAAUUUGUCAGCUCAUGAUGCGUUCAAGCGCCGAGCUCAAGUAGCUGACAAUUACAGCAGCGACGGAACUGAUUGCAGUGUCUGAGCUAACAUGGUCGAUGUUUGACAAGAGGUGGCCAUGGACGCCUUCAGUCAGCUGAUCUUGCUCAUCGCCACUGUCAGUUUCUGCGUAUUUCAGUGGCUUUUCCACAGCCUGAGCCCCUGGUUGUCAUGCAGGAUCAGCCCAGGCUUCCUGAAACUCAGCCACAAGCAACAAAUUGAGUGGAACUCAAGGACUGUGUCCACAUUGCAUGCCAUAGUGGUUGGGCUCUUUUGCCUCUACAUCCUUUUCUUUGAUGAAGCCAUAAAUCAGGACCCUGUGUGGGGAGAUCCAACAUUGGUGAAGAUAAACGUGGGAAUAACAACAGGCUACCUCAUAUCUGAUCUGCUGCUCAUAUUUUACUAUUGGAGGGCGAUAGGGGACAAGUUUUUUGUAGUUCACCACCUGGCUGCAUUGUAUGCUUACUACUUUGUACUGGGCCAAGGAAUGUUGCCUUAUUUUGCUAACUUCCGUCUGCUUGCGGAGUUUUCUACCCCAUGUGUGAACCAGCGCUGGUUCUUUGAAGUGUUAGGUUACCCUAAAUCCUCCAGACUCAACAUUGCCAAUGGUGUGCUCAUGGCGGCUGUGUUUUUCAUGGUCCGCGUCGCAGUCAUGCCUGUUUACUACAGCCGUAUGUACUUUGUAUACGGCACGGAGGCCUUCUAUCGGGUAUCGUUUGGUGGCCGUGGUGCCUGGAUCUUUUCCAGCAUCUGUUUGGAUAUCAUGAACCUCAUGUGGAUGCAUAAGAUUGUACGCGGCUGCUAUAAGGUUCUGCGCUCCAGUCAGCAUAUAAAAUUCCAGACUCAAGAAAAUGGAAAAAUGGACUAAGCAUGGAAGAAAGUUCAGUCUCUGUAUCGAGGAAGACCCGCACUUAAUUGUUUUUCAAGUGACGGAUUGUGAGUCAGCUAACAGCAGCCACAUAGCUAGACUAAUUCACCUACUUUUGAAGAUGGUAAUAGGAGAAUUCACCCCAGAGCAAUACAGAACAUCAACAGUUUGUUGAUGCUUUUUACUGCAAGCAGACAAGUCAUGUCAGAUUAAGACGGCUGAUGAUUUUCCCUUAUUCUACGUACUGAAAUGGCUUAAACAGCAGUUUACGCACCACAUUUUUUUAUUUUCAGUAUGUUUGAGCUGUUUAUGUUGUUAUUGGCUGAACAUAUUUUCAAGUUUAACCUGAAAAACACCGUAAUAGGUCAAAAUGUGCCCCGUCUUUCUAAUUUAUUCGUGAAAGUCACUGCCACCUGUAAACACGAAUGGCCAACAUGUUUACUUUGAAGUUACACUUCAUCCACUAACUGUAAAGGACGUGCUCAUGUGCUUACCUUCACUGUAUUUCAUCAACGACUCCAUCACAGACGACGUCUGAACAGGACGACCCCUUAAUGCCAAGGAUGCUGGGAAGGUUUAACUGUGAAUGUGCACAAACUUUAUAAAUUUACAUAAAUAUUUUAUACCGAUAUUGUUGCGAUCAAAAGAGAAGUGCACUUUGUUUAUGUAAUAGGAGACACAUUUCUGUCUUUGCUUUUUGGAAACCAUGCUGGAAUGGACAACUCCUAGAUUCUGUUUGAGGAUGAUGAAUAUAGCUGGACAGUUUCUUGCUGAGCUUUUCCUUUACUGCGAGACAGGUUUGAUUAAUAAACUGUGAUUUUGAAAUGGUUUACACACACACACACACACACACACACACACACACACACACACACACACACACAUACACUUGAAAUUCUCCACAACACAGCGUUGUUUGUACAGGGGUUAAGCGCAUGCUGCAGUGUCGUUCUCCGAAUGUUUUGCAUCAUUGAUAGAAAUAUUAAUGGACAUGCACAGUUACUCAUUUUAGAUUUUAUGUACAGUGACAUUAAAAUAUAAACAGUUUAAUAUAUUGUCAAAGGCUUUGGGCAUGGGCAUUACCCUACGACUGAUGUUCCUUACAUGCUCUGAGUAAAGCAAAGGUAACUGGACAUUCAGCAAAUAUUUUCUACAUCAUGCCUUAUUUAUUUUAAAUCAGAACUGAAUCAGCAUGUACAUGUAUAUUUAUUAUUUUAAAUGAAUUGUAUUAUGUAUGGAGAAAAGGUGUUUGUGAUAUAUCUAAAUUAGAUCUUUACAGAAUAACAACGGUAACAUGGACUUAUUGAAAUCAGCUUGAGGUGCGUCAUGUCACUUUGUAUGAAAUUUUAGUGUAGAAUAUUCAUACACAGUCUUGAAGCUGAUUGAAAAAUCACCUACAAUGAUAAUAUUACUGGAUACCAUGUAUUAUUUUCUAUUAUAAAAUUGAAAAGUAUAUACUAUAUAUAUAUAUAUAUAUAUAUAUAUAUAUAUAUAUAUAUAU